Molecule: messenger RNA, 1173 nt
Organism: Caenorhabditis auriculariae
Lineage: Eukaryota; Metazoa; Nematoda; Chromadorea; Rhabditida; Rhabditidae
Source: the annotation of a GenBank genome assembly
AUGGAUGGUGAAAGAACAUGUUAUGUGGCGUCCUUUAAUGAUAAAGUCACUGAUGAUCUCCUCGAGGAACUUUUUACACAGGUUUUUAUUGCCUAUUUUGAAUAUUUUUGUCGACAUUUAUUCAGGUCGGACCUUUGAAAAAGAUCAAGGUUUUGAAGCAGAAAGACUCAGAAAUCCGGUUCGCUCUGGUCGAGUUUGAAGUUCGUGGAAAUAUAUGAAUUUUGGUUGGAAUCGAGAAUUUUGAGGAUGAAGAAUCGGUCCAAUUUGCGAUUGAGACAUUGGACGGGAUCAAAUUGUUCAAUUUGCCUUUGACUGUGAAACCGAGGAGUAAAACCAAACAGGUUCGUUGUGGAAGUAUUUUUUGGGAAGAUGUAUUUGUAUUUUAGCUCGUUCAAAGGAAAAAUCAAAGUUUGUAGUUGAGGUUUCAAAACAAAAAGUGUACUCUUCCGAACUAACUUUGGAACCUUUUUUGAACUUUUUUUUGCGUUUAGAAUCAUGAUCCUUCCCUCCGAUGAGCACAUGAUAUUUAAAAUAAAGAAAAUUGAAUUGGUUUUAUUUUGAAAUGAGUACUUUUUUCAAAUUCUAUUUCAGUUCGAUAAUUUUUUUCUCAUUUUUUAUCUCAAUUAACAAAUUUUUUUCUAAAUUCGAAGUUUUUCUCAGUGAAAUUUGAAGUAUCUUGGUCAAACUUGAUGUUUAAUAAAGACAAAUUUCGCUGGGUAAUUCGGAGAAUAUUAAAUUUAACCAAUGUUGUUUUUUUCAAAGAGAGGCUCAGUUUUUGUUCUAUUUAUAACUUUUUGAUCAACAAUUAUUUUUCUUGUAACUUCCCGGGUUUUUGUUUCGAGUAUUUUAUUUCGAAACAAUCUUAAAUUUUAAGAUUUUAAGAUUCGAUUAUUUUUUUGUAAAAAGCUAAAAUUUUCAACAUGUAUUUUCUACUUUUUAAUAUUUUUUUAAGGAUGAUUCUAAGCUAUAAAAGGGAAUAUUUGUUUUUUUUGUAUUAUAUAUAUUUUUUUACAGGAAGAAAUCUGGAAAGCGACGAGAUCCGAACGAGAACGACGCCAAAAUACGAACACUCCAACUACGACGCCUUCGUCUUCUUAUCGGAAUGACCGCUCACAACCCGCCUACUCCACCAAUUCCUAUGAACGGAAACGCGAUAGUCGGGGGUUCGGUUGA